Messenger RNA from Melospiza georgiana, 807 nucleotides. RefSeq lists its product as uncharacterized. The record is from RefSeq and is a predicted model, not a curated record. The transcript has 2 exons. NCBI's taxonomy places the organism in Eukaryota, Metazoa, Chordata, Aves, Passeriformes, Passerellidae. Bases 1 to 807 code for a protein of 268 amino acids.
AUGGAGGUGACCACCGUGUCCCCAUCUCCUGCCUCACCCACUGAAGGAGCUGAUCUGUGUGAGACAGAUGUCAGCAGCGUGGCCAUACACAGUGUGACCCUGCUCAUCUGCCUCUGUGGGCUGGCUGGGAAUGGGGCUGUCAUCGGCCUUCUCCACCUGAUAACCAAGAAUAAUGGCAUCUUUAACCUGGCUCUUGUCGACUUCCUCUUCCUCCUCUUUGCGGUCCCCUCUGCCCUCCUCAUCCUGGUGGAGGACGUGUCCUGCUCUCCUGUCUUGCCCUUGAUGUACAUGAACUUCGUUUUCCAGCUGUCAGUUUUCUCCUGCUACUGGACACUGUACCGGGUGACAUGGGGCAACAGCGAGCGAUAUAUACGGAACUUCUUCAAGCUCUGCUGCUGCUGUGACCCUCCUCUGCGCCUGAGGCCAAGUGGGGCUCCCAGCAGCAGCAGCCCGAGAAGCGCGACAUCGUUAUCUUCGUCAUUGGGCUCUUGGCUCUCAUCCUCAGCCUCUGGAAUAUCAUGCAGGAGCUCGGUCACAUGGUUGUGCCCUUCCAGGUUGUUUUCCAGCUCGCCUGCAUCCACAGCAGCAUCAAACCCUUCAUCUACUUCUUGGUGGGGAGGUGCUGGAGGCCCUGCUCCAUGGGGUCCCUCCGGCUCUCCCUCCAGAGGGUCUUUGAGGGGCAGAAAAAAAAAAAAAAACCCAAAAGAAACCCAACUGCACGCAAAAAUGAUGCCCCGGGGAUACUGGGUUGUGAGUCUGUUGAAGCCUCCUUCUCCUCUGUUGAGUGAACCCCAGGACAGUGACUGA